Molecule: messenger RNA, 944 nt
Organism: Cynara cardunculus var. scolymus (artichoke)
Lineage: Eukaryota; Viridiplantae; Streptophyta; Magnoliopsida; Asterales; Asteraceae
Product: bidirectional sugar transporter SWEET4-like
Exons: 5
Coding region: 20-766 (248 amino acids)
Biological process (GO): carbohydrate transport
Cellular component (GO): membrane
Molecular function (GO): sugar transmembrane transporter activity
Source: RefSeq, a predicted model, not a curated record
CAGAUCCCUCCUCGCAGCAAUGGUCUCCACUGAAGCUAUCCGUACAAUACUUGGUGUCGCAGGAAAUAUCACUGCAGUCACAUUAUUCUUGUCCACAGUGCCAACAUUUCUCGUCAUAUGGAAGAAAAGAAGCGUAGAACAGUAUUCACCGGUGCCGUAUCUGGCUUCGUUUUUCAAUUGUGGUUUGUGGGUGUUGUACGGGAUGCCAUUUGUGCACCCACACAGCCUGCUCGUGGUCACAACCAACGGAGCUGGGGUCGCCAUCGAGCUCGUCUACCUGCUCAUUUUUCUCAUGUGCUCCGAUAAGAGGAAGAGGCUUAAGGUCGCAUUAAUAAUGUUACUCGAGAUUCUGUUUUUCGGCGUACUCGUCAUUUUGAUGCUAAUCGUUGUGCAUACGCCACAACAACGAUCAACAAUUGUUGGGAGCAUAAGCGUUGCGGCCAAUAUCCUUAUGUAUGCUGCACCUUUAUCUGUUAUGAAACUGGUGAUCACGACCAAAAGUGUCGAGUAUAUGCCUUUUCUCCUCUCGUUGUUUUGCUUCUCCAACGGUCUCUGCUGGUUCUUGUAUGCCCUUGUUCCUUUUGAUCCGUUCAUCGCAGUACCAAACGGGAUCGGAGCACUUCUUGGUAUUCUACAAUUGGUAUUAUACGCAACAUUCUAUAAAUCCACAAAACGAAUGUUAGCAGCGAGAAAAGAGAAAACAGAGAUGGGUUUGGCGGUAAUCGACACAUCCAAGAACCAGAACGGCAAUGUUGCCCAUUCUUGAUUCGUCGGCCCGAUAGUCAAAAGCCCGCUUUUAACAGGCUAGUAAAAGUGGACCAUGUACCAAACGAAUAGUAGUUUGAGUUUUUUUUUACUAUUGUAUUUGUUUCUAAUUUCUUUUUUCGCUAGCAACCAUUGUUUUCAUAAAAUAUUUGAAAAAUAAUACGAAUUAUGAGAACGAG